AUGUCUACAGAGCGUGAAUACGAUUUAAUUCUACUAGGAGCGACUGGCUACACGGGUAAACUCACUGCCCAGUAUAUAUCAAAAUCGCUUCCUCCUAAUCUGAAGUGGGCAAUUGCUGGAAGAAACAAGCAAAAGCUUGAGGAACUUGGCCAGUCUCUCGCGGCCCUAUGUCCAUCUAGGCAAUCAGUUGAUACCCUCGUUAUAAAGCUCAAUGAAAGUGAGCUUGACUCUUUGGCAAAAAGGACACGACUAGUCAUAUCGACCGUGGGGCCUUUUCAACUUUAUGGCUCUGGUACAUUCGCCGCCUGUGCCAGAAAUGGCACGCACUAUCUGGACUGUACUGGGGAAGCUCCGUGGUUAAAGGACAUGAUUGACCAGCACGAUAUAGUUGCAAAGGCGAACGGCAGCAUUAUGAUCCCAUGCUGUGGCUUUGACUGUGUCCCGUCCGAUCUCUUGACCUGGGUUGCCGUUAAACAUAUUCGAUCCAAUUUCGGCACACAUGCAGGGCGUCUAGAUCUUUGUAUUCAUAGCAUCCAGGGCGGAAUAAGUGGCGGGACACUGGAAUCGGUUAUACAGGCCUUUGAGUUAUACAGCAUUCGCCAUCUGUAUAAUAUACACGCCCCCUUUUCUCUUUCUCCGAAGCGUCCUACUCCGAAAGUGCCGCCCAAACAUACAAGCCUUUGGACCAAAGUCUUUGGACUACUCAGGAUCAAGCAGCUCGGUUGGAUGGCCUAUCAGCCACAGGCCAUGGUUGAUCGAGCAAUUGUCCACAGAUCCUGGGGCCUACUAGAGCCCACUACCGCUUCAUAUGGCCAUGACUUUGAUUGGCAUGCGUGGUUCAGAAUUUGGGGGCCUGUGCUCGCGGUCUUGUGGCAUCUUUCAGGGUUGAUGUUGGCACCGUGGAUCCUUUUACGCCCUGUGCGAAAGCUUCUCCCGAAACUUUGGUAUCAGCCUGGAAGUGGUGCAGGUGAAGAACAAAUCAAGAAUAACUGGUUUGAGAUUCGCGGUGUCGCCGAGACAGACACCUCGACGCAACUAAAGUCUAGGGCAUUAGUUCGCAUGCGCUACGAGAGUGACCCAUAUAUAUUCACAGCAGUUGCCCUAGGAGAGGCAGCACGUAUUCUUCUUUGGCAGCAAGAUACUUGGGCGCACAAGUUUGGUGGUGGGGUACUAACUCCUGCUAUGCUGGGGGAUCGCUAUGUAUCCCAACUGCGCGGUGCUGGUGUUAUCAUUGAAGCUCAAAAUGAAGGCGUCAGCUCUCACGGAAAUGAUCCGUUCAGGAAUAAAUGA
Aspergillus puulaauensis is the source of this 1290-nucleotide messenger RNA. RefSeq names its product saccharopine dehydrogenase family protein. The record is from RefSeq and is a predicted model, not a curated record. Gene Ontology annotation, cellular component: mitochondrion; lipid droplet; plasma membrane. Lineage: Eukaryota; Fungi; Ascomycota; Eurotiomycetes; Eurotiales; Aspergillaceae. The coding region runs from base 1 to 1290 and encodes 429 amino acids. Gene Ontology annotation, biological process: glycolipid biosynthetic process. The transcript is spliced from 4 exons.